AGCUUCCGCUGUUUUGGACGUGCUCGUUUUCGGUUGCUGCGUCCGUGAAUUCUCGCUGUCAACUAAACUGAUUAGUUAAAGGUCGAUAAUCAUUGACGCCACUGUUCAAUCUGAGAACGGCUUAGCGGCAUCAAGGUGCUAAAUGCACCUGAGCAUCUUCAAAAGUGUGCAGCUUGUAGCCUCUUUCCAACUCGGAAAACAUUCCUGCCGGUUUGCUGUAAGCUCGAACGCCGCUCGAAAGAUGAGCACGAAAGUGAAGUUCCUAAGCCAGGAAGAGGCCAUCAAGAUCGACCAAGAGCUCUUCUCAGAGUAUGCAUACAGUUUGGACCAGCUCAUGGAGCUGGCUGGCCUCAGUGUGGCCACUGCAGUUGCCAAGUCCUACCCCAAGGCGACCAUGACCAAAGGUGCCACUGUUCUCGUCUGCUGCGGACCCGGCAACAACGGUGGAGAUGGGCUAGUUUGUGCCAGACAUCUGAAGCUUUUUGGUUAUGAACCGUCAGUGUUCUACCCAAAGCAGUCCAACAAGCCACUGUUCCAAAACCUGACCAAGCAGUGCCAGGAGAUGGAGGUGCCAUUCCUGUCCUUCCUGCCAGACUCGCAGCUAAUUGCAGACUCCUACAAUGUAGUUGUGGAUGCCCUGUUUGGGUUUAGCUUCAAGCCUCCUGUGCGGCCGGAAUUCGCAGACGUUCUCGACAAGAUCAAGAAGGUGAAGAUCCCAGUGGCCAGCAUUGAUAUUCCCUCGGGCUGGGACGUGGAGAACGGAGGCGACGCAGAAGCUCUGCAGCCGGAGUGCUUGGUGUCUCUGACAGCGCCGAAACUGUGCAGCCGCAACUUCAAAGGCCGGUGGCACUGGCUAGGUGGCCGCUUCGUGCCACCCGCAUUGGCCGCAAAGUACGAGCUCAACCUGCCACCAUACCCGGGCACCGACUGUUGCGUCCUCCUCACACCACCAGCCUCCUCGUGAGGCCUCUGCCACUUAAACAGAAGCUGGGCGGCCCUUGCUCCAUCUGUUAUUACAGUUUGUUUUUCAGUGGGCUCAAAAUUUUUAAGAGCUACACAAUGUAGAAUGAUUGCUUGCAGUAUUCACUUCCUCCUUCAACUUAACACUUGUGCUGGACUCUUGGCAUUAGCUGACCAUGCGCACAAUUUCUGCCAUAAUACACACACAUCUUUUGGAAUGCCGUUCAUCAGUGUGCUUUGACACACGUGCACGUGAGAGUGAUUUGUAGCUGAGCUGGUCGAGUGCAUGAAGUAACAAGACUUCAAGAAAAAUUGUGGAUGAGGAGAAUUAAACAGGAAAUGUGCUAUUCUCGGCUGACUGCCAGUCAUGUUAGUUCAGCAUGUCAAAGCAUGAAAGUGCACAAAAAAAAGAGGGCCUGUGGAGUUUCAGCUCAUAACUCACAUUCUAAAUGCUCCGUUGUUUAUCACUGAAGUGUCCUACUGUAUUGGUCCAUGUUUUCCGAUUAAGUCAUUUAGCUAUGCUGGUUCCAAGCCCCAUAGUGAGUCCGUUAUUGCACUCUCAGUGCCAGAAAAUGCUAUAUAAAGUUUGUAGAGCUCACACUAUCCCACUUCGAGGCUUUAGAGUACAGAAGGCUUACCAUAUGACACGAGUGCUAAUAUGUGCAAUUUUCACAAGCCCUACAAGAAUACAUACUUCAAUGGUCGUUUGAACGUGUCCGCAAAACACAAGCACACUCUGCAGAAGUGCAGUUCACAUUUGCAGUAGGUAGUGCCAGGCAAAUGCAGACGAGAACAUUUUGCAGACUUCCUGUAUUCAGCAUGAAUGUUGUUGCCUUGCUGACUGUGCUAGGUUAAGAAAGGGCUCUUUACUGCCAAGACAGCACUGUCAUACUGUUUCAAGCUUUCGGGCCAUUUAGUUCUUAAAUGUGGCUAUUUGAGAAAACUUGGCUGUAUCAAGUACUAAUACUUGGGCAGUUUUAUUAAGCAAGCAGAGACAGAUGUCAGUUUGUGGCACAAGUAGUAAGCUAGGCGGUAGAAGUUGUUGAAUUUGGAGUAGCACACUCUUUGUUGUCUGUGUGUAAAUUAGAAAUGUUGUUAAGAUAAUUGUUUUGCCUUAUUAGAGGAAGUUCGUGUACAGCGGGCACAGUUUCACCAGCGAGAUAAUCUGCUGGGUCAAACUAGCCCUGCUGUGCGAGACCAGCAUUGUUUUAGCACAUGCAUACCUUUACUGUUACAGACAUUUGGCAAUAUUGAUAAGAGCUGAUAUACAUGGCUAUGUGCAAGAAAAGCAGGUAGAGUAUACGGAGUAGCACUCUAUAAUCCUUCCAAGCAUUGAAGGAUCAAAUCUCAUGCAUUCGUUUCCUUCUCUGAACUUUGCUGACUAUGUCAUCAUCUUUCUACCAUGGUACAAGGCACUCUACGCCUAGAAAUCUUUUCAUAGAGUUAGACGUAUAAGCUAGCUGAUAAAUAAAAAAAAAGACAACUCAGAAGGCACAUUAUAGGAGCCAUUAAAUGUAACAAGCAGUUAAUUUCGGAGAUUUCUGGGCCACAGUAUGCAGUUUUCACCACGAGUUUCCCGACCGCUCAUGCGAGUGAUGAAAACUGUCACUGGUCUCCGUGACAGGCUUCUUAUAUCAUGCCUGGUAUCUCCGAAAAAAAUGAUCGUGCAUUAGUUCAUCUUAUACACAAGGCAAAUUAGUGUGCAAUCAUGUUACUGUUUAUGCGCGUGAUGUGUUGUGACUUUGCUCAGCCUCAAGCCAUGCUGAUAGGUAACCUAUAGGCUGGCCAGAGAGGCAUGGCACUGAUGUAAUGAUUGUAUUGUGCACAUGUGCUUUUCUGCACGUUCGUCAUAAAAUCUUUGAGAGUCUGAAGCAGAUGCAGAACUCUCGACUGGCGCCUGUUGUACGUGUUCGUGAAGGUGAUCUGUGAGAAGGCCUUUAAAAUUUUCCACUCUUCUAAAAAGGCAUUCUUCAUUGUGUUUAGCACGUUUCUCAAAACGAACCUUCCAUCUCUUCACCUCACUCCUUAGUCUAUUUUUUAUGCGAUAUCUGUUGAGAACCUUGCAUAAAUUCUAGGUACUUUCUGUGUUGCCCAAUAUACAGAUAAGCAGGCUGUAGUGUCUCAGUUGGUAGCCAUUAGACCCAAUGUAAUAAGUGGUGUAACCCAAAAGGCUAAUCAGUACAUACAUCAAACCGUGGUGAGAGCUUCAUUACUCGAGGCACACCAGAUGGUUGCAGCCCAAUCUCAAAUGCCAAAUAUUACUAAUCUCAUGUGCCUCAUUUUGAUGCAAGGCCUACAGCACAAGCAUGUUUUACAAGUAUUGUGAUGUGCUGUACAUAGAACAUCGCUGUUUCUGUACUUGUGGAUGAGCACUUUUUUU
Messenger RNA from Rhipicephalus sanguineus (brown dog tick), 3340 nucleotides. RefSeq names its product NAD(P)H-hydrate epimerase (gene Naxe). The record is from RefSeq and is a predicted model, not a curated record. NCBI's taxonomy places the organism in Eukaryota, Metazoa, Arthropoda, Arachnida, Ixodida, Ixodidae. The transcript is spliced from 4 exons. Gene Ontology annotation, molecular function: NAD(P)HX epimerase activity. Gene Ontology annotation, cellular component: mitochondrion. Bases 143 to 964 code for a protein of 273 amino acids.